Messenger RNA from Chenopodium quinoa (quinoa), 1741 nucleotides. Its product is annotated as brassinosteroid LRR receptor kinase BRL1-like. Lineage: Eukaryota; Viridiplantae; Streptophyta; Magnoliopsida; Caryophyllales; Amaranthaceae. Gene Ontology annotation, biological process: protein phosphorylation. Bases 524 to 1633 code for a protein of 369 amino acids. The transcript has a single exon. Gene Ontology annotation, molecular function: ATP binding; protein kinase activity. The record is from RefSeq and is a predicted model, not a curated record.
AAAAAAAAAACUAGAAUGAACAUAUAAAUGAAAACUAAUGAGUUGUUUGUGAGCUAAGAACACAAAUGCUCAAGGUAGGCUUGUUUAUUAAUGAACUUCAAUUACAGUUUUUGUUCAACCACAUUUGUUUAUUUAGUGAAUGAUUUAUGUCCAAACUUAUCUACAAGUAUAUUGACUCAUAGACAUCCUUACACGUAUAUUUUCUUAGGAAGCUCUUAGGAAGCCAUAGAACAAACAUAGAAAUGGUCCAAACUAAUACUUGUACAGCUUAUUUACAAGUUACAAUGUGAUAUACUAUUCUACGAAGUGAAAGAGUCUAAUUGAAAGACUACCCCUAAAUUCUCACUUACUUUUGUCAUCAUUUCAAUAGGUACAACACUGACCGUUGACUUGUUGACUUCCAAAGUCAAAGUUAACACCUUCCAAGAACCUCCCCUUGUUUUACUUAAUCACUUCUUUGAUUGAAAACAUUCUCACUCACACAAUAUUAAUCCUUAGCUUCCAUUUUUAUUUCUCCUCCAAAAUGGAUCAACGUCUUGUAUUCUUCAUUGCAGGACUAUCUUGUAUUAUUCUAAUCUCUCUCCCCCUCCUCAUCAUCCUAUGCGUUAAAUGCAAACAAAAGCGCCACCGCCGCCCUCGUAGCCAGCUCCCCGUGUCGCACUCUACGUUGCCACCCGUCGAUGGUUCGCCCUAUAUCUCCACCUCCUUUGACCCGGCUCUUCGCCAACUCUCCAUGCUUGAGCUCUUUGAAGCUACGAACGGGUUUGACCCCAAGCUCAUCAUUGGGGAUGGUAGUUUUGGCCUUGUGUACAAAGCUAAGCUUCCCUCCGGUGUCACUGUCGCGGUUAAGAAGCUAGGCGAGGAUGCUUUCCAAGGGCUUCGUGAGUUUCGGGCGGAGAUGGAAACCUUGGGGAGACUUCGUCACCGGAAUAUUGUAAAGAUUUUAGGUUAUUGCGUGUCGGGUUCGGAUCGAGUUCUUAUUUAUGAAUUUGUCGAGAAGGGGAGUUUGGACCAGUGGUUACAAGACAUGUCAUCAUUGUCGUUUAAUUCUUGGUGGGUCCCUUUGUCUUGGGAUUUGAGGGUUAAGAUUAUUAAAGGGGUGGCUAAUGGGCUGGCCUUUUUGCAUGGGCGAGAUGUUGCAGUUGUACAUAGAGAUAUUAAGGCUAGUAAUGUGUUAUUAGAUAAUGAAUUUGAGGCCCAUAUUGCCGAUUUUGGUUUGGCUAGGAGGAUUGAAGGGGCUAACUCCCAUGUUUCCACCCAAGCCGCCGGGACCAUGGGUUAUAUGCCUCCAGAGUACCUAGGGGGUUACCCGACUGCUACUGUGAAAGGUGAUGUGUACAGUUUCGGAGUUUUGAUGUUCGAGGUGGCGACAGGCAAGCGACCUAAUUUGCCUGUUCGGGAGGACGGACGUGAGAUUUGGAUGUUGGAGUGGGCUAAGAAAAAAAUAGGUGAAAGAAAACAUGUUGAGGUAUUAGACAUUAGUGUACCUAGGAAAGAUUUGAGAGAAGAUGAGGUUUAUGAAUUUUUUAAGAUUGCCAAUUUGUGCACUAACCAAAGGCAAAAGGAACGUCCUUCUAUGUGCAAUGUUGUGGAAAUGUUAAAUCAUAUUAGUGUAGAUUCUCUAAAAGUGUAAGAUUGUAUAUAUGUAGUUUGGUAAAAAUGAAAAUUAUAUUAAUAGAAUUCAAGUUGCUCAUAGAAGAAACAUAAUGAAUAAUGAAGUAUACAUUUAAAAUAAAAAAUG